Molecule: messenger RNA, 429 nt
Organism: Zonotrichia albicollis (white-throated sparrow)
Lineage: Eukaryota; Metazoa; Chordata; Aves; Passeriformes; Passerellidae
Source: RefSeq, a predicted model, not a curated record
AUGAGCUCCAGCCAGGACACUGGGACAAACCCACCCACGGCCACCUCCAACGGGACAGCCCUGCCCAUGGAGCGGAAUUACACCGCCAUCACACAGCACUGCUGGGAUUACUUUGUCUACCUGAUGAAGAACGUGCUGCCAUCGGAGCUGUGCGAGUGGAAAAUCAUCAGCAGGCCCUACAGCGAGCUGCAGAACUGCCUGGAGGGGUGGGCAGAGCGCCUCAACUACAGCUACCCCAACGCCCUGGCCGAGCAGUACAUCUUCCAGAGCCACCACAUCUACUUCCACAACUGCACCCUGGAGCACCCGGUGUACUUCGACCCGCCCGAGGAUGUGCUGCUGGCCAUGAUCAUCGCGCCCAUCUGCCUCAUCCCCUUCCUUGUCACCCUGGUCAUCUGGCGCAGCAAGGACGGCAAGGCUCAGGCUUAG